Molecule: messenger RNA, 696 nt
Organism: Lactuca virosa
Lineage: Eukaryota; Viridiplantae; Streptophyta; Magnoliopsida; Asterales; Asteraceae
Source: the annotation of a GenBank genome assembly
AUGGAGAUGAACAGUUAUAACAACGUUAACGGGUAUAACUAUGAUGGAUAUGGGUAUGGAAAUGGAUAUGGAUAUGGAUGUGGAUAUGGAUAUGGGUCGAGUCCACCGGAGAUGGUAGGAGGAGGGGAGUCGUCGGGGACGUCGGAGGAGGUGAUGCUGGCGUCUAGUCAUCCCAAGAAGCGUGCCGGAAGGAAGAAGGUUCAGGAGACGAGGCACCCGGUGUACAGGGGAGUGAGGCAGCGGAGCUCCGGGAAGUGGGUUUGUGAGGUGAGAGAGCCGUAUAAGCAGUCGAGGAUAUGGUUGGGGACUUUUCCGACGGCGGAGAUGGCUGCCAGAGCUCAUGAUGUGGCGGCGUUGGCGUUGAGAGGGAGGUCGGCUUGUUUGAACUUUGCGGAUUCUGCUUGGAGGCUUCCGACUCCGGCGUCAGUGGAUCCAAAUGAUAUUAGGAAGGCGGCGGUGGAGGCGGCGGAGGGAUUCCGGCAGAGUGAGGAUGGGAAUGGUGAUCAGUCGGCGGAGGGAGUGGGGGUGGAGGUAGGUUAUGGAGGAAAUGUCGGAUAUAUAGAUGAAGAGGAGGAGUUUGGAAUGCCUGGGUUGCUUGUGAAUAUGGCGGAGGGAAUGAUGCUGCCGCCUCCGCCGUCGUACGCCGGUGGUGAUGAAGCGGAGUAUGGCGGUGACAUGUCGUUGUGGAGUUACUGA